AUGCGCUCUCACCCGGGUGCUACCACACCAGCCCUGUACAUAUUUUGGAUCACUAUGGCGCAGGUCGCUGGCCAGGAGGACAGAGAAAAAACCACAGCGCUCAAAGAUUUGCUUUCAAGAAUAGACCUAGAUGAACUGAUGAAGAAAGAUGAACCUCCUUUCACAUUCCCCAAAACACUGGAGGAGUUUGGUUAUGCCUUCAAUGAAUAUGGUCAGCUCCGACAUGUAAAAUCAGGCGAACCAUUUGUAUUCAAUGCCAGAGAGGAUCUCCAUCGAUGGAACCAGAAACGCUACGAGGCUCUUGGAGAGAUCAUCACUCAGUAUGUUUAUGAGCUGUUGGAGAAAAAGUGCAACCUGACUAAAGCAAUGCUGCCAGUGGACGCUACUGAAGAUGAGCCCACCAGUUUUAUCUAUGUGAGCCCGGAUGCUUUGACCAACCCAUCCAAAUUGUUGGUACUUAUCCAGGGCAGUGGCGUGGUGAGGGCUGGUCAGUGGGCUCGCAGACUAAUCAUCAAUCAAGAUCUGGACUCAGGGACACAGAUUCCCUUCAUUAACAGAGCCAUGGAGGGAACCUUUCAGGUGCACUAA
Molecule: messenger RNA, 588 nt
Organism: Menidia menidia (Atlantic silverside)
Lineage: Eukaryota; Metazoa; Chordata; Actinopteri; Atheriniformes; Atherinopsidae
Source: the annotation of a GenBank genome assembly